CACAGAGCGCGGCCGCCGCCUGAGGUCACAGCGCAGACCAGCUCCCGGCACCACCGAGCCAAACUGGAUUUCAAUCGGUGACCUGUAAGCUCUUUCGGACCCGACCAGUGGUUUCUCCCAUCUUGGAGGAGCAGCGAGUCCCACGCGGGCACGUGCCCCUUGGCCAGCAUGACGAGCGAGGUGGUGGAGAACGAGUUUGAGUUUUACUCCAAGGCGGAGAAGUACUGGAAGGACGUGCCUGCCACGGUGGACGGCAUGCUGGGGGGCUAUGGCCACAUCUCCAGCAUUGACAUCAACAGCUCCAGGAAAUUCCUGCAGCGGUUUCUGCGGGAUGGCCCCAACCGGACGGGGACAACCCGCGCUCUGGACUGUGGGGCAGGCAUUGGCCGGAUCACCAAGCGGCUGCUGCUGCCCCUCUUCAAGACAGUGGACAUGGUGGACGUGACAGAGGACUUCCUCACCAAGGCCAAGAGCUACCUGGGAGAGGAGGGCAGGCGGGUGCGCAACUACUUCUGCUGUGGCCUCCAGGACUUCAGCCCCGAGCCAAACUCCUAUGAUGUCAUCUGGAUCCAGUGGGUCAUCGGACACCUCACCGACAACCACCUCUCAGACUUCCUGAAGCGGUGCCGUGCUGGUCUGCGGCCCAAUGGCAUCGUGGUCAUCAAGGACAACAUGGCUCAGGAGGGUGUGAUCAUGGACGAUGUGGACAGCAGCGUCUGCCGGGACCUGGACGUGGUCCGUAAGAUCAUCCGCCGAGCUGGGCUGCACCUCCUGGCUGAGGAGCGCCAGGAGAACUUCCCCGAUGAGAUCUACCACGUCUACACCUUUGCCAUGAGAUGAGAGCGGCCAGCAGCGGGAGAAGGUCUCUCCAGGGCCAGCUCAGACCACGGGCCAGCACAGUGGUUCCUGCCAGGGCCGGGAGGGGUGAGGACCAUGCCUUCACUGUGGGGUGGCGGAUGGUGGCGAGGGUGUCGUGACUCCCUCUCUCCAGGGCUGGCGAUGAGGAUGGGGCUUUGUCUUCCACAUUGCUGCUGUUUGUGAAAAGAGGUGUUUGCCAAAUACAUUUUCCUGCUGUUGCA
This is a messenger RNA of Gavia stellata (red-throated loon), 1079 nucleotides long. RefSeq names its product N-terminal Xaa-Pro-Lys N-methyltransferase 1 (gene NTMT1). Gene Ontology annotation, cellular component: cytoplasm. The coding region runs from base 169 to 840 and encodes 223 amino acids. Gene Ontology annotation, molecular function: N-terminal protein N-methyltransferase activity. Lineage: Eukaryota; Metazoa; Chordata; Aves; Gaviiformes; Gaviidae. The transcript has 5 exons. The record is from RefSeq and is a predicted model, not a curated record.